This is a messenger RNA of Nicrophorus vespilloides, 1490 nucleotides long. Its product is annotated as vanin-like protein 3. NCBI's taxonomy places the organism in Eukaryota, Metazoa, Arthropoda, Insecta, Coleoptera, Silphidae. The transcript has 7 exons. The record is from RefSeq and is a predicted model, not a curated record. The coding region runs from base 14 to 1450 and encodes 478 amino acids.
ACAUACAUCAACUAUGAACAUAUUCUUGCUCCUGUUAUUUCUCAACUACGAGAUACUUGAAUCGAACGCAUACAAAGCGUCGAUUAUCAAUUGGGAACCAGUACCAGCGUAUACUGUGGAUGCUGCUAUGAUGAAAAGCAGUGAGAAGAUAUUGAAGACAUUUAACUUAAACGAGGAAAAGAGCGACAUUUACAUUUUUCCAGAAUACACCUACACUAACAAAAAUUACUUCGACUUGAUUUAUAGGCCAUGGAAUUUCGGGUUUGAUGUGCCGGAGGAGUCGGAAAAAUCGCUAUGUGAUGACUCAUUUGAGGGAAAUAAGUAUUUGAAGGAACUUUCGUGCGCGGCUAAGAAGGAAGAGAUUUACGUGGUCGUCCACGUGAUAGAGAAUGGUCCGGAUACGUUGUAUAACACAAUUCUUGUUUUCAAUCGAGAAGGGUCGCUGCAAAAAAAACAUCGAAAAAUUAACCUGAGCAACUACGAAAAAAGGUACUUCACUCCGGGCAAUACAUUCACCACUUUUACCACAGAUUUCAACGUGGAGUUCUCCUUGUUAACAUCCGAGGACAUCUUUCUAUACAACGAAGAAAACCAUCCGUCAAAAACCGACGUUAUAUUGUGCUCGUCGAUGUACGCAUGGAUGCCAUUCUUAAACCUCGUUUCCCUUUUCGACGGGUUUUCGAAGAAAUAUCAACGAAAUCUAUUGGCGGCUACAACGAAUUCGAAAACGUACGACUAUCCCGGAGCCAGUGGAUUUUACGGAAUGAACAACGACAAAGUUCAGUAUUACACUGAACAGUAUUAUAUUAUCCAUAACAAAAUCGAAACACACAUCCCCAAAGAUCAAUGCGAAAAUGCAGAAAAACCGCUGACCGGAAUCCUUGCUAUAAAACCUACAGUUGACGUAAGAACGGAAUUUGAUAGUUCCGAAUAUUGGAAUUAUCAAUUACAUCAACUUAAAAACGGCAAAAAUAAUUUCCAAUUGACUACAGAUGACAAGAAAAUCGUUUGCGAGUUUAAAGUAACACUGAAUGAAAAGCAAGAAAAUUACAAUGCCGCUCUGGCUUAUUCGAGUGGUAAAUAUUACGGCUGUGCGAUCGUGGCUUGCAAAACGGGCGAAAUGAAAAGUUGCGGAGGAAUAGUGAAAAGCAAUGCAAAUGAGAUGAGCGAUGUCGAGAUUCACACUAAAUUCGCGGACAUAGACAUCGAGCGCUUCAACUAUCCCGUAUCACUGAACACAGAAUUGGAACCGAUCGGAGAGUAUACGUAUUGCACGAACAAAAAUGGGAUAACUUUAAAGUCGAAAGGACCUCUGACCGAAAUGCUGACUUUGGGCUACUACGGCAAUGGUCCGCAGGGGAAAAAUUCCGGUUCUUAUGUUAAAGCCUCGCUGCUUACCGCCACGUUCAUUGUUCUAAACCUAUUUAAAUUUUUAUGUUAUGAAUCAUAAUCUUAUAAAAUUAUUAUAUCUAUAUGAUGUUUAUCUAUUU